Messenger RNA from Diospyros lotus (date-plum), 1577 nucleotides. RefSeq names its product alpha-galactosidase 3. Bases 124 to 1386 code for a protein of 420 amino acids. Gene Ontology annotation, biological process: carbohydrate metabolic process. The transcript has 15 exons. Lineage: Eukaryota; Viridiplantae; Streptophyta; Magnoliopsida; Ericales; Ebenaceae. The record is from RefSeq and is a predicted model, not a curated record. Gene Ontology annotation, molecular function: hydrolase activity, hydrolyzing O-glycosyl compounds.
AAGUCAGCUACACUUUGUCUUCUGCUUUGAUUUUCUCUCUCAUGCACUCUUUAUCUUAUAAUUUCCCGGAAGAAGAACUGCAUACACAGAGAAGCCCAACUGCAAAAAACAAAGAAAAAAAAAAUGAAUGUCAAAGGCAUAUGUGCUCUGGUUCUGUGUGUAUUCACAAUUUCUUUGACAAUCGAAGCACGUUUGGUGCCAGUUCCACCUCUCUUGCAGAAACUCAGCUCCAAUAUCUUUGAUACUUCCAAGUAUGGCGUUCUGCAGCUCAACAAUGGCCUGGCUCGAACUCCCCAGAUGGGAUGGAAUAGCUGGAAUUUCUUUGCCUGCAAAAUCAAUGAAACAGUUAUCAAGGAAGCAGCUGAUGCACUCGUCUCCACUGGUCUGGCCGAUUUAGGUUAUGUUUAUGUUAACAUAGAUGAUUGCUGGUCGGCUCCGCAACGCAAGGAGGGUCAACUAGUCCCCGAUCCAAAAACUUUUCCCUCAGGAAUUAAAGCUCUUGCUGAUUAUGUACAUGAGAAAGGUCUCAAGCUCGGAAUUUAUUCUGAUGCUGGGACUUUUACAUGUCAAGUACGACCUGGAUCACUUUACUAUGAAAGUGGUGAUGCAGAGCUCUUUGCUUCUUGGGGCAUUGAUUAUCUGAAGUAUGAUAACUGUUACAAUCUUGGAAUCAAACCAGAGGAAAGAUACCCACCAAUGCGUGAAGCUUUAAAUGCAACUGGGCGCACAAUUUUUUAUUCAAUCUGCGAAUGGGGUGUUGAUGACCCUGCAUUAUGGGCUGGCAAAGUUGGAAAUAGUUGGCGAACAACAGAUGACAUCAAUGAUUCAUGGGCAAGCAUGACUACCAUUGCUGAUCUCAAUGAUAUGUGGGCAGCAUAUGCUGGUCCUGGUGGAUGGAAUGAUCCCGAUAUGUUAGAAGUUGGCAAUGGUGGCAUGACUUACCAGGAGUACCAAGCUCAUUUUAGCAUUUGGGCUUUGAUGAAGGCUCCCCUUUUGAUUGGCUGUGAUGUCAGAAACAUGACUGCAGAAACAUUUGAAAUACUAAGUAAUAAGGAGGUCAUUGCCGUGAACCAAGACCUACUUGGCGUUCAAGGCAGGAAGGUGCAUGUUUCAGGAAGAGAUGGUUGCCGUCAGGUUUGGGCAGGUCCGUUGACAGGGCUGCGUCUGGCAGUCGUUCUGUGGAAUCGAUGUUCUAAAGCUGCAACUAUUACAGUGGCAUGGGGUGCACUUGGACUGGAAGCCUCUACCAGUGUCUCUGUGAGAGAUCUAUGGAAGCAUGAAGUUGUACUGGGCGAUGCCAUCACAUCAUUUAGUGCUCGAGUUGCUUCUCACGGCUGUGAGAUGUACAUUUUCACUCCCCAGAUGCCCUCUUACUCCGAGAUCUAAGGCGAGGCUCAACUUUCCAGCAGCCACGCCAACCACUUUCCGGGGAUCUUAAAAAUAAGUGCUGUAGCACUUGAACCCGGACAAAACGAUGAAUGACUAUUUGAAUUCAAGGUCUGCAUGCACUGUACCAAGAUCCAAAUUUGGCAUGUUCUUCCUAUGGGAAUAAAAUGGCCAAAAUUCCACUUUGUGUA